Trametes versicolor FP-101664 SS1 is the source of this 492-nucleotide messenger RNA. RefSeq lists its product as uncharacterized. NCBI's taxonomy places the organism in Eukaryota, Fungi, Basidiomycota, Agaricomycetes, Polyporales, Polyporaceae. The coding region runs from base 1 to 492 and encodes 163 amino acids. The transcript is spliced from 2 exons. The record is from RefSeq and is a predicted model, not a curated record.
AUGUCUGUAGACCCCCCUCCAUCUCCAGAGCCUGAGAAUGAGGCGUCGGAGCUCUAUGAUGUCCCAGAGGGCACCCUCGCCACCUGGGGCUUCCAGAUCAAUAGGCGGCUCGAAGCCCUGGUCUGUGUGGGCUGCAAAUCUGUUGUCACCCCCACUGCCGCUGUCUCGCACCACCACAAGCCACCUGCUGCCGCCAUCUCACACCACCGUAAGCCCGCCAAGCUCAGGGUUGAUAGGAAUGUGCUGCAGGCGCUGGUGGACGAAGGGUCAAUUCAGUCUGGAUGGCCUACCGUCACGCCUGGAGAUGUGGAGUACCAGGGCCUUGAGCGCAAGUGGGGCGCUGCAUGCCCGCAGGAGGGGUGCUCCCUUAUGUUCACCAACAAGAAGCACGCCAUCGCCCACGCCCUUGACAUUCACAAGCUUGCGGUCAAUUCCGUGGACAUGGGCUGGAUGCAGCGCCUCUCGCACUAUCUCUAUAAUCUGGCACAUUGA